CAUGAAUUUCUAAUGCAUAUUUUAAUAUUCAAAUAUUUAUUGAGAUUCAUCAAACACCUUAAACAAAUAAAGAGUGGGAAACAGAUAGGAAGCAUCACAAAACAAAUCAAGCUUUUCCCCCUAUUUAUAUAAACCACAAACUUUCAUCAAGUUUCGGACACAAACAUGAAAAAUGUCUCUUUAGUUUUCUGGUUUUGUCUCUUCUUAAUUUCUUUUCUAAGAGAAUCCAAGGUAGCUUCUCAAGGAGAAGGCCAUGGAGUUUACAUUGUUUACAUGGGUGCCAAGGGUUCAUCUGAUGAUCAGCUUCAACUUAUGAGCUCCCUAAACAAGGAGAAAGAGUGCAAUGGUGCACAGCUACAAAAAUAGUUUCUCAGGAUUCGCAGCGCAUUUAUCAGACGUUGAAGCUCAAUCGAAUGCUCAACAACCCGGAGUUGUCUCUGUUUUUCCCGAUCCAGCAUUUCAACUCCACAAGACGCGAUCAUGGGAUUUUCUGAACCAUCAAUACGAUCUGGAAUAUGGCCGGAAUCAGAAAGUUUUAAUGACAAGGGAAUCGGUCCAAUCCCAUCGCGAUGGAAAGGAACUUGCACCCGAGGUUAUGAUUUCAAUUCUUCCAGCUGCAACAGGAGACUGAUCGGGGCAAGGUUUAAUGACGAUCCUGGCGAAUUUAAAACGCCUGUUACGGGGACACCUAGGGACCACGACAGGCAUGGUACUCAUGUUGCAGCCACAGCAGCGGGGAGUCCAGUGGGAGGUGCAUCCUAUUACGGGUUAGCAGAAGGAACAACCAAGGGUGGGUCUCCAGGGUCCAGGAUUGCAGUAGACCGUAUACGUAGGUUUGAAGUUUGAGGGAAUUGGGCAAAUAAGGGGAUAUUAUGAGUUAUUAUUUAGUUGGGUCGGGUUUAAAUGAUGAAGCGGG
This is a messenger RNA of Lycium barbarum (goji berry), 916 nucleotides long. RefSeq names its product CO(2)-response secreted protease-like. Gene Ontology annotation, biological process: proteolysis. NCBI's taxonomy places the organism in Eukaryota, Viridiplantae, Streptophyta, Magnoliopsida, Solanales, Solanaceae. The coding region runs from base 481 to 846 and encodes 121 amino acids. Gene Ontology annotation, molecular function: serine-type endopeptidase activity. The record is from RefSeq and is a predicted model, not a curated record. The transcript is spliced from 4 exons.